Molecule: messenger RNA, 867 nt
Organism: Fusarium sp. VM40
Lineage: Eukaryota; Fungi; Ascomycota; Sordariomycetes; Hypocreales; Nectriaceae
Source: the annotation of a GenBank genome assembly
AUGACCGAAGUCUUUGGCGCCGUUGCCGGCGCUAUCAGCAUCGCAGCCCUGUUUAACAACUGUAUAGAUUGUUUCGACUAUAUCCAACUUGCCAAGAGUUUCGGCGAGGACUUCUCCAGAUACCAACUCCGGCUCGAUGUUGCCAAAUGCCGACUAUCGAGAUGGGGUGCAGCCAUCGACAUCAAUAACGACUCACGAUUCCUCGGCGACGCAUCGACAGAUCCAACAGUGGAGUUGGCAAUGAAUAUGCUCAGAGAGAUAGUUGAAAGAUUCGGCGCAGCACAUAGAACCUCGCUUCGGUAUAAGCAAGCAUCAACAGAACAACAAAGCACGGCAAUAUGUACUGAAGCGGAUCUCGAAGCAGUUUCCCAGCGUCUGCACAAUUGUUUCCGGAGACUUACCAUACAACGGCAGAGUCGUGUAAGCUUGAUCAAAAAGGCGUAUUGGGCGAUCUAUGAUAAGAGAUACAUGGGGAAAGUAAUUGACGACAUCUUCGACUUCUUAAACGAAUUGGAGAAGGUGUUUCCUGCUCCACCCCAGGCUAUCACACAGUUGGUCGAGAUGGAAAUCAAUGAAGUCAACGAUCAGCAGGAAUUGAAGAUGAUCCAGGAUGUGUCUCAAGCCUUGGAUCCUGUCUUGGAAGCCGCUACUAAGUCGAAGCUUCGAGAAAUGACUGGGAAGAAUACUGUGGGACGCAUAAAUACGACAGGAAGAGCCAAUGUUGGCUACACGUUUCCAAAAGAAACGCUUUUGCACUCAGAGGGGUUUCAUGAUAAUACUACUAACCAUGUCGAUGAGAUUAUCGGAGGAGAGACUUCAAGAGUGAAUGUUGGAAACACAUAUGGUGGGACGGCAUUCUGGGAUUGA